This is a messenger RNA of Lucilia cuprina (Australian sheep blowfly), 2489 nucleotides long. It is a transcript of the gene NPFR, whose product is annotated as neuropeptide F receptor. The record is from RefSeq and is a predicted model, not a curated record. Gene Ontology annotation, cellular component: membrane. The transcript is spliced from 6 exons. Gene Ontology annotation, biological process: G protein-coupled receptor signaling pathway. Gene Ontology annotation, molecular function: neuropeptide Y receptor activity. The coding region runs from base 887 to 2374 and encodes 495 amino acids. Lineage: Eukaryota; Metazoa; Arthropoda; Insecta; Diptera; Calliphoridae.
GAAAAUAAACUGUUUAACUGAAAGGAAUGCUGUAACGGUAACAUCAGUAUCAAUUUAGAAACGUUACGAGUAACAACGGUUAACGGAAAAAUAAAAAGAAUAAAAAAACAGAACAAAUUUGUUUCUAACAUUUAUUUAAAUAAAUAAUUAAGAAUUAAAUUUCAUAAACAAAACUUAAAUAAAAAGUGAUGAAAAUUAAACGCUAAAAAUGUAAACAAUAAAAUAUUUCUACCAUGUUGGCAAAUAUUAAACAAUUUAAUUUAUUACCGGCAAUUUAAAGAUGUUGAAUUUCCCUAAAAAGAAAACACAGUGAAUUUAAUAAUUUGUAAUAUUAAGACAUUUAUUAAAAGUCGUGUAAGGGAUUUAUUUCCUUGUUCGUGAUUGCGGUGUUAAAUUGAAAUGUUUGCAAAAUUUUUCAAUUUAUAUUUAAGGAAAAAUGUAAACCACAAAUAAAAAUAAAUUAAAAUAUAGUGAAAUUUUAAUUAGAUACAAAUUUGUGUAAACAAAUUAAACUAAGUGAGUCUUAAUGUCGAAAUAUUUAUGGGAAUUCGUAUAAAUCGUUAGAUAUUAUUGCGAUGAAAAAAAAAAAACAAAACAAUAACAUCAUAAAUAAAUAAAUCAUACAUUAUUGAAAAAUACAAAAGUGAAAUAUUAUUUAAAUAAAUUAAAAAUUUUGAAAAACAAACACACAUGUUCAAAAAAGAAAAUAAACUCUGUAUGAAAGCACAAUUUGUUAUGAAAUUCACUUAUUUAAUCGACUUAAGUGUUAUUGCAAAUAAAUAAUAAUGCAUUGUGAAAAUAACUUAAAUUUGUCUACAUAUAAAAACUUUUAUAAAUUAUAGAAACUAUUAACUCAUCAAUAUCAUUAUUAUUUUAUUGACAAAAAAUGAUUGUGAAUAUGAAUCUUUCCGAUUCAGCGAUAAAAACUGAUGCUAUCGGCAUGUUUAAUUCGAUAUCUUCACUGGAGAGUUUAGAGAGUAAAGAUGCCUCUUUCGAUUAUAUGGAAACGACAGUCAUUGAUGGUCAAAUGGCUGAAUUUAAUGACACACUAAAAAGUAAUGAUACUUUCAGAUUGGAUCCAGUACUUAUAGAACGUUUUACACGUAAUCGCAGUAUAGAUAGUCCUUGGUUUCAUAUACUGAUACUGAUGUAUUGUACUCUCAUAAUAUUUGGAUCAUUGGGGAAUAUGUUGGUGGUUGUGGCUGUUUUACGUAAGCCCAUGAUGAGGACAGCACGUAAUUUAUUCAUAUUGAACUUGGCAAUAUCAGAUUUACUACUGUGUUUGGUAACAAUGCCCUUAACAUUAAUGGAAAUACUAUCAAAAUAUUGGCCAUUUGGCUCAUGUGCAGUGUUGUGUAAAAUGAUUGCAAUGCUACAGGCUUUAAGUAUAUUUGUUUCAACAAUUUCAAUAACAGCCAUUGCUUUCGAUAGAUAUCAGGUUAUUGUUUAUCCAACUCGUGACAGUUUACAAAUUGUUGGUGCUGUCUUCAUAUUAGCUGGUAUUUGGCUAUUGGCACUACUACUUUCAUCGCCCUUGUGUAUUUACAAGAGACUUGUUCACGCUGAUAUACCACCUGUUUUACAAGCAAUGGGCAUACACCAUGUAUCUUUUUGUAUAGAAGAUUGGCCAAUGAAUCAUGGACGUUUCUACUAUUCUAUGUUUUCGCUAUGUGUUCAAUAUUUAGUGCCAAUACUGAUUGUAUCAGGUGCCUACUUUGGCAUCUAUAAUAAAUUAAAGAAUCGUAUAACAGUGGUUACCGUACAGACAACGUCAACCCAACGUAAUAUUGAACGAGGAAGACGUAUGAAACGUACAAAUUGUUUACUAAUUAGUAUUGCGAUUAUAUUUGGUGUGUCCUGGUUACCUUUGAAUUUCUUCAAUUUGUAUGCAGACAUGAAACGUCCGGCUGUAACUAACGAUAUGCUGGUGAUGUACGCCUUCUGUCAUAUGAUUGGUAUGAGUUCGGCUUGUUCGAAUCCCCUGCUAUAUGGAUGGCUGAAUGAUAAUUUCCGUAAAGAAUUUAAAGAAAUAUUAUGCCGUUCUAAAGAAAACACUAAUAUUGCUCUUAAUGGUCAUACAACAGGAGGUGCUCAAUCACGGCGGAAAAGGAAACACAAUGACAUAGCCAAGGGUGAUCUGAAGUUAUUAAGCAGUGUUGGCUUUGGCCAUAACAGUGAUGCUGGUCGAUUGGGUAUAUCAAACAACAAUACAACAACUAAUGGUCUACGCAGUGCUGUUACUGAAUCGGUGGCAUUAACAGAAAAUCCCCUGUCAACGGAAGUGACAACAUUAGUAAUGCGUUUUUGUCAUUUCAUGUUCUUCUUUUUAGAUGUCUGUAAACGUGUUUGUGUCCUCACGCCUGUGAUUGUAUAAAAUAAUUGAUAACUUUAUUUAAAUAAAUUUUAGACCAAAUCAAAUAUAAACUUAUAUUUAAAAAAAAAUACGAAUUUUUAUAAAUUAUAUAAAUAACUCUAUUAUAAAAAAUGAA